Messenger RNA from Neoarthrinium moseri, 1233 nucleotides. RefSeq lists its product as uncharacterized. Gene Ontology annotation, biological process: 3-(3-hydroxy)phenylpropionate catabolic process. Bases 1 to 1233 code for a protein of 410 amino acids. The record is from RefSeq and is a predicted model, not a curated record. The transcript has 5 exons. Gene Ontology annotation, molecular function: FAD binding; 3-(3-hydroxyphenyl)propionate hydroxylase activity. NCBI's taxonomy places the organism in Eukaryota, Fungi, Ascomycota, Sordariomycetes, Amphisphaeriales, Apiosporaceae.
AUGUCAUCUAGUACAAGCUCAACCCCCGGUUUCCGAAAUGUGAUCGUAGUCGGUGCAGGUCCUUCGGGUCUUCUCAUGGCCCUACUUUUGGGUAAAAGUGGCAUCCCUGUGACCCUCCUGGACAUGAGCCCCGAGCUCGAUAAGAGCCCUCGAGCAACGCAUUAUGGCUCUCCAGCCAUGUAUGAAUUCAAUAGAGCUGGAGUGGGUGAUGAGAUCCGAGCUCGUGGGUUUCAACCUAAUGGUGUGGCAUGGCGCAAAAUGGACGGAACCCCCAUCGCAAGCAUCCACAAUACUGUGCUUGGAGAAGACCCCCUCCGAAUGACGGUCUUGCCAUUAAGUGACCUCGGCAGACUAUUGAGAGAACAUAUCGGCAAGCACAAAAACGUGGAAGUGCUCUUUGGACACAAGGUCGUAGGUCUCGGUCAAGACGAUGGCCAAGCCUGGGUCGAGGUAGAAACCAGCGAGGGUCCCAAGACUAUGCGAGCUGACUACAUCGUCGGUUGCGAUGGCGCCAAUAGCCAAAUCCGCCGAUCGCUCUUUGGAGAUGCCGAAUUUCCUGGAAGAACCUGGGAUCAGCAAAUUGUAGCCACCAAUACAUAUUACGACUUCGACCAAUUUGGUUGGACGGACUCCAGCUUCAUCGUGCAUCCUGAACAUUAUUUCAUGGCGGCCAAAAUCCAGAAUGAUGGGCUGUGGCGCGUGACUUACGGCGAGACCCCGGGGCUAACUCCAGAGCAAAUGCGCGAGAGGCAGCCAUGGAAGUUCAAAACCAUGCUCCCAGGACACCCUGACCCCAGCCAGUACCGGAUAGUAAACUUCAGUCCUUAUAAAAUUCAUCAACGCUUAGCGAAGAGCAUGCGUGUUGGUCGCUUUCUUCUUGCUGCUGACGCUGCACAUCUUUGCAAUCCAUUUGGCGGACUUGGUUUGACCGGUGGACUUGUUGAUGUCGGAAAUCUCUAUGAUUGCCUCGUUGGGAUGUAUGAGAACAAGGCGGAUCCGUCCAUACUGGACAAGUAUAAUGAGAUAAGAAGGCAAAAGUAUCUGGAAGUCAUCGACGUUGUCUCAAGCUCCAAUAUACGACGCCUGUUUGAAACCGAUCCAGAACGCGCACUCGAAGUUGACCCGUUCUUCCAGGUUAUCAAGAAAGCAGAGACUGACAAGGAUCUUUCUCGUGAGUUGCAACACGCCACAAACAGCAUCAUGCAUGACUUCACCCAGUAUUACAAGAGUUAG